UGCCUUCCUUGAUCACCCGACCAGGUUAGGUUAGGUUACGCCACGAUUCUCCUGUCCUAUUCCUAGGCACUUAAAUUAACUAAUUUUUAAUUAUGGCUCUCAAUGUGUCAGUGAAAGUUCAUCCAGUGGUUUUAUUUCAAAUUGUUGACGCUUACGAAAGGCGGAAUGUCGACGCCAACCGUGUCAUUGGAACUUUACUCGGUAUUGUGGACAAAGGUGUUGUUGAAGUAACCAAUUCUUUCUGUUUACCCCAUAUAGAAGACUCAGAGAAAGUCUUAGCCGAGUUAAGAUAUGCCGCAGACAUGCUUAGUAUGCUCACAAAAAUCAACAAGCAAGAAAAAAUAGUCGGCUGGUGGGCAACAGGACAUGAGGUGACAAUCCACUCAAAUAUCAUCCACGAAUAUUACUCUCUGGAAUGCCAAGAUCCGGUUCAUUUAACCUUAGACACAACGCUUCAGGAUGGACACAUGGGAAUGAAAGCUUACAUGAAUGUACCUGUUGGCGUUCCCAAGAGGAAAGUUGGUUCUAUGUUCACUCGCAUUCCAGUUGAGGUUACAUGCUAUCAGCCGGAAAUCGUUGGAAUUAGGUUGAGCCAAAAAACUGCAUCAUCGUUCAAACGCAGUCCAGAACUAACCAUCGAACCAGCAUCUGAUCUAGGUCAAGUUGGUGAAGCUUGUAGUAAAAUGAAUAAACUCAUUGAUAAAAUUCUAGCCUACGUUGAGGACGUCUUGACUGAAAAAGUCCCUGCGAACGACACAGUAGGUCGCGCCCUCCUCAAUAUGGUUCACAGUGUCCCUCAAAUGACUCCUGAACAAUUUGAAGAUAUGUUCAACUCCAGUAUAAAGGAUCUACUAAUGGUUAUAACUCUCGCCCAACUUACUCGAACACAACUCCAGCUCAACGAAAAACUAACACUCUUGUCUGCAUUGAAUUAAUUUUAAGGCUAAAUCUUUAUCCUCCAACCAAAUCUCCAAUAAAAAUAUUUUCUACAGAUGAGUU
This is a messenger RNA of Bemisia tabaci, 999 nucleotides long. It is a transcript of the gene eIF3f1, whose product is annotated as eukaryotic translation initiation factor 3 subunit f1. Gene Ontology annotation, molecular function: metallopeptidase activity; translation initiation factor binding; translation initiation factor activity. NCBI's taxonomy places the organism in Eukaryota, Metazoa, Arthropoda, Insecta, Hemiptera, Aleyrodidae. The record is from RefSeq and is a predicted model, not a curated record. Gene Ontology annotation, biological process: translational initiation. Gene Ontology annotation, cellular component: eukaryotic translation initiation factor 3 complex, eIF3m.